AUGGAGCCUGGCCGAACCGAGAAGGCUUGGGAGCCGAAAGCCUUGGUUCAGCGUCUUUAUGCUGGUCGUGUGCCCAAGGUGAUUGUGCUCUGCCUGCUGCUUCUGCUGGCCAAUGAGAAGAUGGAAUGGUUGGCUCUGUCUGCCAUCCUUCGCCUGAAGCGUUCGAGUCUGGUGUUCCUGGCCCCAGAUGUGGCUGAGUCGAACAUCAUGGCCAUCAGGACCUACACCCCUCAAUUCGGCCAGACAGUGGCUUUGGUGCUCCCGGAGAUGAAUGCCACGCCGAUGCGACAGCCGAAGGCUGCCUUGGCUAC
This is a messenger RNA of Symbiodinium necroappetens, 311 nucleotides long. Lineage: Eukaryota; Dinophyceae; Suessiales; Symbiodiniaceae. The record is from the annotation of a GenBank genome assembly.